AUGUUAAGGGCGCUCUGGAAUCCGGCGGCGCACACGAACAACCUGCAGAUCCUCCUCCUCAACGACGACACGGGCUUCAACUUCAGCUCCGCCGCCUUUGCCGGCUCCGGCCUCGUCGACAACACCACCCUCGCUCUCCUCCGCGACUUCCCCACCAUCUCGGCGGGCGCGCUCAUCACGCAGGAGCUGCUGACCAACCCCGCCACAGCCGACAUCUUGGACUGGAAAGUGCAAAGUCCAGAUCUCGUCGACAGGGAGAAGCUGGAGGAUUGCAUCGAGCACGGGUGCGCGUGGGGCGCUCUCUACAUUCCGCCGGACUUCUCGUCGACCAUGUUCGAAGCCUUCGGGCCGAUCAACAUCACCGAACUCACCCAGCGGCUCUUCUUCCCCGACGGCGCCUACGCCGCCUACUCCAAUCCCAUCUACUUCAUCUACGACGAGGGCCGGAACUACGCCACGUUGAGCAUUGUGGUGAAGAUCAUGGACAAGAUCUUCCGGUCGGUGUCCUCCGGCAUCUCCCAAAAGUUGCUCACCACCUCCCUGGGGCCGAUCCUGCUGUCGACGCGAGCUCAGUUCAUGGUGGUGGCGGCGUACAACCACGUCCUGCGCGCCCUGUGGGCGAUGGUGUUCGCCAUCAAUCAAUCGCUGCUGAUCACCUGCGUCGUGGCCGCGGUGGCCGGCGAUGCCAGCGAAGACGUGUUCCAGCACAACUUCAUGGCCUACUGGAUGUGGCUCUUCUACGUGAGCAUCUGCUUCAUCUUCAUGAACGCCACCCUGGCCGGCAUCCUCGGCAUCACCGCCUUCCAGCUCGCCAGCACCUUCAUGCUCAUCCUCCAGCUCACCUCCGGCGGGGCCAUGCUGAGCGAGUACCUCAUGAAUGAGUUUUACCUGAUCGGACAUGGGCUGCCGUUUUACUAUGCUGUGCGAGGAGCGCGCACGAUCCUCUUCGGCUCGCUGGAGAACAAGAUGGAAGAGAACGGGCUGGUGAUCUUCGGCUGGGCGUUCGGGUGUCUGCUGGCCAGUUUCCUGCUGUCGCUGCUCCGGAUGGAGAAGCGAUGGAUCCGGUGGCAGAAGAACGAGCGCGUGGUGGGCCAAAUCCUGCAGUCCACCGUUGGCUCCAACGCCACCAACUUCGUCGUCCCGCCCGCCUAG
Molecule: messenger RNA, 1152 nt
Organism: Acanthamoeba castellanii str. Neff
Lineage: Eukaryota; Discosea; Longamoebia; Acanthamoebidae
Product: biotin-acetyl-CoA-carboxylase ligase
Exons: 10
Coding region: 1-1152 (383 amino acids)
Cellular component (GO): membrane
Source: RefSeq, a predicted model, not a curated record